Klebsormidium nitens is the source of this 1962-nucleotide messenger RNA. The record is from the annotation of a GenBank genome assembly. Lineage: Eukaryota; Viridiplantae; Streptophyta; Klebsormidiophyceae; Klebsormidiales; Klebsormidiaceae.
AUGAAGCUGCCGGCGAGCCCCGAGAAGGAGAAGUCCCUGCAAGGGAGGAAGAAGGAGGCGACGCCGAGCCCGGGGCUGGGUCAAACCGGGGGAGCUCAGCUGCUCGGGCACACUCCCCCCCUAACUAAGAGACCGACAGAGGAAGAAGUCGGGGGGUCUGGUCGGAAGAGGUACCGGAAGGGGCAGCCAACGGAGUCGGUUGUUCCGAGUCAGGUUUUGGCUCUGGCCGGGGACCUGAGUUUGGCCGGUCGAUUGAGCGAAGGAGGGCCGGCUUCUCUGGGCGAGAACACCGCCCGGUUGCUCCUGGAGGCCAUGACCCGGCUUCCCACUGCGCUGACCGGGAGCGCCUUCACCCAGUUCGUCAGCUUCACAGGGAGGUUACCGGCCGCCGUUCCCCGGCUAUCCGCUAACCCGGCUCCCCAAGCCAACCUGCAGAUAAUCAGCCUGCUGAGCGACUUUGUCGCCGCGGCCGCCCCCGUCUCGACCACGCUGGCCGAGAUCCUGCUGAUGGCCAUGUACGAGCUUCUGAAGGACAGAGACAUCAUCGGCGCGAUCCCGACCAGUCAUCAACCUUCCCCGCCUCGCGGAGGGGGCCCAGGCCCAGGGUCCGGAGAGGAAGAUUCAGAGGAGGAAGACAGGGAGCUCGUGCGGCGCGGGGCCGCGACGGGCGCGGCCCAACGCGGCCUCUCGCGCGAUUCGCGCGGCCGCGAGCGCUCCCCCCUCUCUCGCCGCGCACGCAGCGAGUCCUUCUCGGGGGACAGAAGCACUUCGAGCUCUUCUGAGGGCUCGGAACCCCCCUCGCCAACUGUAGGAGGCGCGACUUCGGCUCGACGCGUGUCCCGCUCCCCCGACAAAGGUGCCACGUGGCCGGCGCCUCUCUACCCGACUCCGCGCCCCACCGCGGCCGCGAAUCCGCCAAUGCAGGUCGCGGCUCCGCCCCGCGUCGCGCCAGAGGUCGACUCCCCCUUCUUUCGCAUGGACGAGGACGAAGUCGACUUCGAGCCCACGCCGGAGCGCUUCCUGACGGCGGAGGAUGACGUCACGGCCAUGGAGAAGGCGCCCCCGGUUGGUGACCGCCUCCCGGUGCAUCAGCGCCUGGGGACCGCCACGGUUUUCUCCGAACGGAGGCCCAUUUCUGAGCGCCUUUCUGGACAGGUGCAGGAGCCCAGAGUGCCGGUCGCAGACCGCCUCGGGCCCACGAACAGUCGGCCCCGAGUCCAGGAUCGGCUUGACUUCUCCAGGGCGCCCUCCCCCGGUGAUGAGCCCACGGUGACGAUCGGGGAUCGUCUCCUCUCGCUCGCGUCCGAAGAGGAAAACCGCGAGGAGUUGGCGCUCGAGCAGCAGUUUGAGGGGAUCCCCUCACCGACCCCUGGGGUACAGCUGGACGGAACCCCUGAACCAGAUGAUGGGAGCGUUAAAACCAAACGCUCCCGCUUCGACGAGCGCCCCUCUUUUCUGACGGCACUCGAGGCAGAGCUGCGCUACAUCUCGGCGCAGCGACUUUUGCAGAAACAUCGCCUGGCGGAGAAGACGUGGAGCGCCUACUGCGACGACCCCAACAACAUGUGCCCGGGUCGAGCUGAAGACUUGGACUGCCUCGAGGGCAUCCUUUUUCAGAUAGCGGAGGCUGAGGCGGAGUGUGAACGGGCGAAGUGGGAAUUCGACUUUGCGAAGGUGCGCGAGCAGGCGCAGGCUAAGGCAGCCGCGGCCGCCGCCUCUGUUUCGACGAUCAGUCUGGGGUCGGGGUUUGAGCAGGGAAAGAAGAAGCGCCCCGCCAACAGACGCGGGGGCAAGGGGAGAAAGCCGGCUAAGCCGCCCUCUUUCGCGAGACCUGGCGCUGGUAAGGGCGGCUCGAAGACGGCUCCGUUGAAGAGGUCGUCCACGAGCACGUCUGUCGUCACCACAGCCGAGGUCUCCGCGUCGAUCAAGACUGUCUCCCGCACCACGCGCUGGGACAAGUGA